Pogonomyrmex barbatus (red harvester ant) is the source of this 565-nucleotide messenger RNA. RefSeq lists its product as uncharacterized. NCBI's taxonomy places the organism in Eukaryota, Metazoa, Arthropoda, Insecta, Hymenoptera, Formicidae. Gene Ontology annotation, biological process: humoral immune response; defense response to bacterium. The record is from RefSeq and is a predicted model, not a curated record.
ACACAAUUUAUAAUCAUUUGACUUAUAUAUAGUAUAUAAAGAACGAUGAAAUUAAACGAGUACUUUACAAAAUCCUCAAAGUCAAACAUUCCUCAUUUUUCCUCAAAAUGAAGAUCUACGUAUUCGCUCUCUUGGUGCUAGCUGCGGUUGCAAUCGCACUUCCAAUUGAAGAUGAAUCAAAAUCUCAGCUGACAAAUGAGAAUAGAUUCUUGAAUUUGGCACCUGUCGGACAACACCAUCGCGAACGUAGGGUCACUUGUGACCUUCUCUCUGGUCUUGGAAUUGGUCACAGCGCUUGUGCUGCCCAUUGCCUCCUUAAAGGAUACAAAGGAGGAAGUUGCACCAGCAAGGGUAUUUGUUCCUGCCGCAAUUAAAGAAUAAUUGGAUUAAUUUUGGUUUAUUUUGAUUUUGAUAACAUACCAAUUUUCUUGAGACGAGAUUGAAUUGGAAUUUUGAUCGCCACGUAUCACGUAUGAUUCAUCCAUUUUCAACCUUACAAAAAAUGCAUGUAGUGCAAAAUUAUUUGUAAUAAAUAUUUUCUCAAACCUUACAAAAAAUACAUGUA